Molecule: messenger RNA, 689 nt
Organism: Oncorhynchus keta (chum salmon)
Lineage: Eukaryota; Metazoa; Chordata; Actinopteri; Salmoniformes; Salmonidae
Product: putative mediator of RNA polymerase II transcription subunit 26
Exons: 5
Coding region: 19-666 (215 amino acids)
Source: RefSeq, a predicted model, not a curated record
GUGGAGACUAACAGUGACAUGCUUCAUGACCAACAGGUGGAGACUAACAGUGAAAUGCUUCAUGACCAACAGGUGGAGACUAACAGUGAAAUGCUUCAUGACCAACAGGUGGAGACUAACAGUGAAAUGCUUCAUGACCAACAGGUGGAGACUAACAGUGAAAUGCUUCAUGACCAACAGGUGGAGACUAACAGUGAAAUGCUUCAUGAACAACAGGUGGAGACUAACAGUGAAAUGCUUCAUGAACAACAGGUGGAGACUAACAGUGAAAUGCUUCAUGAACAACAGGUGGAGACUAACAGUGAAAUGCUUCAUAAACAACAGGUGGAGACUAACAGUGAAAUGCUUCAUGAACAACAGGUGGAGACUAACAGUGAAAUGCUUCAUGAACAACAGGUGGAGACUAACAGUGAAAUGCUUCAUAAACAACAGGUGGAGACUAACAGUGAAAUGCUUCAUGAACAACAGGUGGAGACUAACAGUGAAAUGCUUCAUGAACAACAGGUGGAGACUAACAGUGAAAUGCUUCAUGAACAACAGGUGGAGACUAACAGUGAAAUGCUUCAUGAACAACAGGUGGAGACUAACAGUGAAAUGCUUCAUAAACAACAGGUGGAGACUAACAGUGAAAUGCUUCAUGACCAACAGGUGGUUACUAACCAGUGAAAUGCUUCAUGACCAUCAGGUGG